AUGGAAUUGGAUGAGUUGUUCAAACACAAACAAAGAGGUCAAUGCAAAGAUGAUUUCAUAAACACUCUCACAGACGAAGCGCUUGACAAAUGCACCAUACCUGAGAUAAACCUAAAUGAUUUUGAAGGAAUGUCAGAAGAUGAAGCACCACAAGAGAAACUGAGUGAUAGUGAGGGUGACGAUGAAGACAAAUUGCAGUUUCAAUACUUAACCCAUGAUCUGAAGGUGAAAUGGAAUACUAUGAAGCCAUUUCGUAGGGAGAGGUAUGAAUCACCACACCAACUAAAGCUUUGUUUGACAAAUUACUCUAUAAGCAGGGGUUAUCUAAUUAGGUUCAAGAAAUGUGAUAAUGUAAGGCUCGUGGCUAUAUGUGCGAGUAACCCUGAGAAAUUUCAAUGUCCCUUUAUUGUAAGGGCCUCAUGGAUGAGCACUAAAAGAUCGUUCCAAAUCAAAAAACCGGUUGAGCAACAUACAUGUGUUAGGAAUUUCCGUAGUGCUAAUAUUAUGGAUCCCACAUGGAUAGCUAGGCAGUUUUUGAAGGAGAUGGUUAGGAAGCCAAAUCUAAAAUGGUCAUUUGGAAGCUGUAAAGGUUGUACUACGACAUGUGGAGCACAUAGAAUGUGCAAGACAUGUGUAUGCAAAUUUCAGAAAGGUAUUCAUUGGUAUACAGUUCAAGAAUAUGUUUUGGACAGUUGCAAGUCAACUGUUGAGGGAGACUUCAAAUUGAAUAUGGAGAAGAUCAGAGAAGUCAAUCCUGCUGCUUAUGAUCAUUUGAUGGCAAGGGAGCCUAAAUCUUGGUGCAAGUCAUUUUUUAAAGGCGGAAUGGCAUGUGAGUAUGUUGAAAAUGGAAUGGCAGAGUGUUUUAAUGCCAUCGUACUUGGUGCUAGAGAGAAGUAUUUGUUGGCCAGGCUUGAGGAGAUUAGACUAUAUAUGAUGGAAAAUGUUAUUUAA
Lactuca saligna is the source of this 951-nucleotide messenger RNA. The record is from the annotation of a GenBank genome assembly. NCBI's taxonomy places the organism in Eukaryota, Viridiplantae, Streptophyta, Magnoliopsida, Asterales, Asteraceae.